AGAUGCGGACAGGAGCCUGCAGGGGCCUGAUCAGCUGUGACGAGUCUGUGGAAGGAACAGGCUGCCCUCACAGGAAGUGUGAGUUCCCAGAAUAUAAUCAAAGAGGAAGUUAUGCUGAUGGUGCUUGUUUUUUUAAUUCUGCAAAAAUGUUCAAGUCAAAGUGGUAUGCACUACAGAUACUCUCCUCCAGAGCUGUGUUUUUAUUCCUGAUUGAUUGUAUCUUGAAGAAGUCAAAGCUGCAUAAUAUUCCACUGGGCAGAUACACCAUCAUUUAUUCAACCACUCUCCUACGUAUGGACAUCAAUGUUGUUCCCAAUAUUUCGCAAUACCAUCAAAGCUGCAGUGAGUAAUCUCGCACCUAUGUAUUUUCUUACCGUCAGAAGUGUAUCUGCAGAGUAAAUUCCUAGAAGUGGGAUUGCCGAGUCAAAAAGCUUAACAGAGAAGGCUUCUUUCUGCUUCUGCUGGUGCCCAACCCAGGAGCUCUUUCAGCUCCACUGAGGAUUUCAGCUCAACACAGUUUUAAGCAUCGUUUCCCACCUCGCUGCUGUUCCAAGAUGUCAGGAGAAAGCAACUGCAAGGUGAAACACAGAUCCCACCACCCUUCCAAGAACUUGAACCAGCGCGAGGCACAAGAACACUCCAAUUCCUGCUCUCUGGAGAUGCUGUUACGCAGACUGAGGGCCACAGAAGCCAACCAGGAUGACAAGUUUGCCCAUGUCCUGGAUGCGGUGGGGGAGUUCGGCACAUUCCAGCGGAGACUGGUGGUCCUCACUUUCAUCCCCAACAUCCUGUUGGCCUUCUUUAUCUCUGCCGACGUCUUCGUGUUCACAGCCCAGAAGCCCUAUUGUAAUACCAGCUGGAUCCUAGCAGUGGGCCCCAACCUCACAGAGGCUGAGCAGAUGAACCUGACCCUGCCCCGAGAACCCAACGGAAGUUUCCAGACGUGCCUCAUGUACUUGCCCGUAGCCUGGGACCUGGAUUCUAUCAUCCAGUUUGGCCUCAACCACACAGAGUCAUGCCAAGAUGGGUGGAUCUACCCUGACACCAAGAAGCGAUCACUGGUCAAUGAGUUUGACUUGGUGUGUGGCAAGGAGCAGAACUCGGAGAGCAUGCAGACCAUGUUCACCGCGGGCAUCCUGACCGGGUCCCUCAUCUUCGGACUCAUGAGUGACAAGCUGGGCCGCUACCCCACCAUCCUGAUGUCGCUGCUGGGGCUGAUCGUCUUCGGCUUCGGGACAGCCUUCGUCAACACCUUUCACCAGUACCUGUUCUUCCGCUUCGGCGUGUCCCAGGCCUUGGUGGGCUACACCAUCAGCAGCGUGUCUUUAGCCACUGAGUGGCUAGUGGCUGAGCACCGGUCCCAUGCCAUCAUCCUGGAACACUGCUUUUUCUCUGUGGGAGUCAUGUUCCUGACAGGGCUUGCCAACAGCCUUCCCCACUGGCGGCUGCUGUUUCUGGUGGGUGGCGCACCUGUGUUCCCCCUCAUCUUCUAUAUCUGGAUCCUGCCGGAGUCCCCACGGUGGCUGUUGAUGAACGGGAAGUUGGAGGAAGCGAAGCAGAUACUGUGCUACGCGGCUGGCGUGAACAAGAAGACCAUUCCCCUAAGUCUGCUGGACAAGCUCCAGCUGCCCAGAAAGAAGGUGACUAAGGCGUCUGUCCUGGACUUCUAUAACAAUAGGUACCUCCGAAAGGUGACCCUGGUGAUGGGCUGUGUGUGGUUUACUGUCAGUUACAGCUAUUUUACGCUGUGCUUCAAGUUGAAGGAUUUUGCCAUGAACAUCCACUUCAGACAAGUGAUUCCUGGCAUCAUGGAGGUGCCCGCCCGGCUGUGCUGCAUCUUUCUCCUCGAGCAGAUCGGGAGGAAGUGGAGCCUGGUUGUGAGCCUCUUCCAAGGCACCCUGAUGUGCCUGCUUAUCCUUAUCCUCCCCCCAGAGCUGAAAUCCAUAAUGGUCUUGAUGGUAGCGCUUGGAGAGUUCAGCCUGGCGGCCUCGGUCACCGUGUUCUUCAUCUACACCGCUGAGCUCCUGCCCACGGUUCUCAGGGCGACAGGGCUGGGGCUGGUGUCCCUGGCCUGGGCAGCUGGAGCCAUCUCGUCCCUGGUGAUCAUCAGCCAGAGACUCACCCUCCUCCCCAUCCUCCUCUGCUGCGUCUCGGCCAUCCUGGCCUUGUUCUUCUGCUCCCUGUUGCCAGAAACGCAAGACCAGCCUCUCCCUGAUAUCCUGGAGCACUACCCCCUUCAGACAAGAAGUCUGCCCAGCUCUCCCGGAUGCCGCCGCGACGCCCUCCGUGCAGCCUGGCCUCUGCCAGCUCCCGCCCUCUUGGCUCUCCUGACCAACCCCGGGCCAGGUCUUCCCCUCUGGCUGCCUGUCCGGACUGGGUGCUGUCCAUGGAGAUGCCCUGGGCUCCCUCCCUCCCAUGGCAGAGGGACUGGCUGGCCACCAGCUCUCUGAGUACCUCUGAUUUCCGGUCUGAACUCUCAGGUUCUCAAGGAGGACCCAGUCUUGAUUCGUGACUCUGACUUCAAGGCUGCAGCAGCCCGGGGCCCCGUUUGGGAGUUGGGCUCCUUCCUGAUUGCUCCAGGGGCACUUCUGGCCUCUGGUCUCGUCUGGUCUCGUGACUAUUUUAUGGGGAGAAAGUCUACACUUAAUGGGCUCUGAGGGAGGGAUGCACAGGACCUAUAGACGGCCCAGGAGGGAGGACCUUCAGCUUGGGGGGUUGAGGCAGGCGUCACAGAAGAAGUGACAUUUGAGUAGGGCUUUGAAGGAUGAAUAGGAGUUUGUCCCCUUGUAGAGAGGGGGAAAUGCAAAGCAGCCAGGGGAGCUAAGAAACAGCCUCUGGAGCCAGAGGGCCUGGAUUUCUGUCUCUGCUCCCGCUUCCUAGCAUGUGCCCAGGGGGGUUACCUAAUUCCUCUGAGACUCAGCUUUUUCAUUUGCAAAAUGGAAUGAUACCAGAGUAAUAAAAACAGCUAACCUCUGUUGAA
Molecule: messenger RNA, 2980 nt
Organism: Felis catus (domestic cat)
Lineage: Eukaryota; Metazoa; Chordata; Mammalia; Carnivora; Felidae
Gene: SLC22A14
Product: solute carrier family 22 member 14
Exons: 14
Coding region: 555-2450 (631 amino acids)
Biological process (GO): transmembrane transport
Cellular component (GO): membrane
Molecular function (GO): transmembrane transporter activity
Source: RefSeq, a predicted model, not a curated record